AUGGAGACUCCAAGGGAAGAGGCAUUUCUAGUUAGGUUGGAGACCAGGAUUAACGAUGGCACGUGCACGUCAUUAACAGUGUGGAGAAAGUCACUUUUAAUUAGUUGCAAUGGAUUUACAGUGAUUAAUUCCUGUGGAGAUUUAGUCUAUCGCGUUGAUAAUUACAUUGAUCGUCCUGACGAACUCAUUCUUAUGGAUGGCUCGGGAAAAUCCAUCCUCACAAUGCGUCGACGCAAGAAGCUUGGAGUGCUAGUACAUAACUGGUUUGUCUAUGAAGGUGAAGUGGGUAACUACUGUGCAGCAAACAAAUUGUCAAAGAAGCCAAUUUGGUGUGUGAGGAAGAAUAUUAACAUCUUACAAACCAAUCACAAUGUGCUCGCGUAUGUUUUUCGAGGAUCCGCAGAUAAAAGACAUUCAUUUGUGAUCGAAGGUUCUUAUACGCGUAGAUCAUGCAAGGUGUUAGGUGGAUCAAGAAAGGUUUUGGCAGAGAUCAAGAGGAAAGAAGCCAUGGUUGAAGGUAUUUCUUAUGGGGUAGAGGUUUUUGUUUUGAAUGUAGAACCAGGAUUUGAUCCUGGAUUUGCCAUGGGUUUGCUUUUGAUAUUGGAUCAAAUGUUCCCCUGAUUUUUACUCCUUUUUUUUUUUGGAUUUUGUAGUAAAUAGUAAAAUAUACAUGUCCAUAUGUUUUGGCCACAA
This is a messenger RNA of Populus euphratica (Euphrates poplar), 693 nucleotides long. RefSeq names its product protein LURP-one-related 17-like. The transcript is spliced from 3 exons. The record is from RefSeq and is a predicted model, not a curated record. The coding region runs from base 1 to 621 and encodes 206 amino acids. NCBI's taxonomy places the organism in Eukaryota, Viridiplantae, Streptophyta, Magnoliopsida, Malpighiales, Salicaceae.